This is a messenger RNA of Loxodonta africana (African savanna elephant), 1060 nucleotides long. RefSeq names its product melanoma-associated antigen B10-like. Bases 56 to 1060 code for a protein of 334 amino acids. The transcript is spliced from 2 exons. The record is from RefSeq and is a predicted model, not a curated record. Lineage: Eukaryota; Metazoa; Chordata; Mammalia; Proboscidea; Elephantidae. Gene Ontology annotation, cellular component: nucleus. Gene Ontology annotation, biological process: negative regulation of transcription by RNA polymerase II.
CUCAUCCUCUCUCUUCCAGGUGCGCUGCUGUGCUCUGCCUCUGACCAGACUCAUCAUGCCUCGGGGUCGGAAAAGUAAGCUCCGUGCCCGUAAGAGACGCUGUCAGUCCCAAGAAGAGACACUGGAUGUAGCGGGUGAUCAGGCCACUGCAGCAGUCGAAGAGGAGCCCACCUCUUAUUCCUCCCAUCGUUUGCCAGCCGCUUUGUCACAUAUCAAUCCCACCAUCACUUCUGAUGGAGCUGUUUCAUACACAAGAGCUAAUGAAGGUGCCAGCUACCAAGUAAGUCCAAGCUCUAGGCAGGUCCAGCCCACCAUUGAGCACUUGUGCAGACACACUGUAGAAAGGAAGGUGGUUAUAAUGGUACAUUACCUGCUGCACAAGUAUCAAAUGAAAGAGCCCAUUAAGAAGGCAGAUAUGCUGAGAAAUGUAAUCCAAAGGUACAAGAACCAAUUCCCUGAGAUCCUUAGAAGAGCCUCUGAGCACCUGGAGCUGGUCUUUGGCCUUGACUUGAGGAAAAUGGACCAUAACAGGCACAUCUAUGUCCUCGUCAACAAAUUGGAAUUAACCUACGACGAGAGGCUGAGUGAUGACAUAGGUGUGCCCACGACCGGCAUCCUGAUGACUGUUCUGGGCAUUAUUUUCAUAAAUGGCAACCACGCCACUGAGGAGCAAGUCUGGGAAAUGUUGAAUGUGAUUGGGUUAUAUGCUGGCAGGAAUCAUUUCAUCUUUGGGGAGCCCAGGAGGCUCAUCACCAGGGAUAUGGUGAAGCAAAAGUACCUGGAGUACCGGCAGAUGCCCAACAGUGAUCCUCUACACUACGAAUUCCUGUGGGGUCCCAGAUCCCAUGCUGAAACAAGCAAGAUGAAAGUCCUGGAGUUUGUGGCCAAGAUCUGUGACACCACGCCUAGUGCCUUUCCAUCCUGCUUUGAAGAGGCCGUGAAGGAUGAGGAAGAGAGAGCCCAAGCCAGAGUUGCUGCCAGGGCUCAAAUUAGUGCCAUGGCUCAGGCACGUGCCAGGGCCAUAUCCAACAGCCACUCAGAUGGCAUGUCUCAGAGUUGA